This is a messenger RNA of Chinchilla lanigera (long-tailed chinchilla), 5043 nucleotides long. RefSeq names its product potassium channel, inwardly rectifying subfamily J, member 12 (gene Kcnj12). Gene Ontology annotation, molecular function: inward rectifier potassium channel activity. Gene Ontology annotation, cellular component: plasma membrane. The coding region runs from base 60 to 1667 and encodes 535 amino acids. Lineage: Eukaryota; Metazoa; Chordata; Mammalia; Rodentia; Chinchillidae. Gene Ontology annotation, biological process: regulation of monoatomic ion transmembrane transport; potassium ion import across plasma membrane. The transcript is spliced from 2 exons. The record is from RefSeq and is a predicted model, not a curated record.
UUCUCACGGUUCUGUUCUCUGCAGGCCUUGAGCUGCUCAGAGCAGGAGCUGGAGCAGCCAUGACCCGCUGGAUGACCCUCCAGGCCUCUAGGCCACACAAACCCACCCCCUGGGAUGUGGCAGCCUCUCGCCGGCGCCUGAGUGCACCGACCCUGGCCGCCUGCCCCUGGAGGGCCCCAGAAUCUGGGGCUGAACCAUGCUCCCAGCGCAGUCCCCAGGUUCCCCAGCCCUGCCAGCUCUCUGCCUCCUGGCCCAGGCAGAAGCAGCAGCCACCAUUACGGCAUCGGGGCUCAGCUCCUCAGACGCAUGGAGCCUCCCUGCCUGGAGCCAGCCUGGGGCCAGGUCAGGGCCCCCCGGCCCCCGGGAUGACCGCGGCCAGUCGGGCCAACCCCUACAGCAUCGUGUCAUCGGAGGAGGACGGGCUGCGCUUGGUCACCAUGGCGGGUGCCAACGGCUUUGGCAAUGGCAAGGUGCACACUCGGCGCCGGUGCCGGAACCGCUUCGUCAAGAAGAACGGUCAGUGCAACAUCGAGUUCGCGAACAUGGACGAGAAGUCGCAGCGCUACCUGGCCGACAUGUUCACCACCUGUGUGGACAUCCGCUGGCGCUACAUGCUGCUCAUCUUUUCGCUGGCCUUCCUUGCCUCCUGGCUGCUGUUCGGCGUCAUCUUCUGGGUCAUUGCUGUGGCCCAUGGUGACCUGGAGCCAGCCGAGAGUCGUGGCCGCACCCCCUGUGUGAUGCAGGUCCAUGGCUUCAUGGCGGCCUUCCUCUUCUCCAUUGAGACGCAGACCACCAUUGGCUACGGGCUGCGCUGCGUGACCGAGGAGUGCCCAGUGGCCGUCUUCAUGGUGGUGGCUCAGUCCAUCGUGGGCUGCAUCAUUGACUCCUUCAUGAUCGGUGCCAUCAUGGCCAAGAUGGCACGGCCCAAGAAGCGGGCGCAGACGCUGCUGUUCAGCCACAAUGCUGUGGUGGCGCUGCGCGACGGCAAGCUCUGCCUCAUGUGGCGUGUGGGUAACCUGCGCAAGAGCCACAUCGUGGAGGCCCACGUCCGGGCCCAGCUCAUCAAGCCCCGGGUCACGGAGGAGGGCGAGUACAUCCCGCUGGACCAGAUAGACAUUGACGUGGGCUUCGACAAGGGCCUGGACCGCAUCUUCCUGGUGUCGCCCAUCACCAUCCUGCACGAGAUCGACGAGGCCAGCCCACUGUUCGGCAUCAGUCGGCAGGACUUGGAGACGGACGACUUUGAGAUCGUGGUCAUCCUGGAGGGCAUGGUGGAGGCCACGGCCAUGACCACCCAGGCCCGCAGCUCCUACCUGGCUAAUGAGAUCCUAUGGGGUCACCGUUUCGAGCCAGUGCUCUUUGAAGAGAAGAAUCAGUACAAGAUUGAUUACUCACACUUCCACAAGACCUAUGAGGUGCCCUCCACGCCCCGCUGCAGUGCCAAGGACCUGGUGGAGAACAAGUUCCUCCUGCCCAGCGCCAAUUCCUUCUGCUAUGAGAACGAGCUGGCCUUCCUGAGCCGUGAUGAGGAGGACGAGGUGGAAGGGGACCAGGAUGGCUGCAGUCGGGAUGGCCUCAGUCCCCAGCCCCGGCACGACUUUGACAGGCUGCAGGCUGGUGGCGGUGCCCUUGAGCAGCGGCCCUACAGACGCGAGUCAGAGAUCUGAGCGCUGGUGGCCGAGUGCAGGGUUCACCCCGCCAGGGAGUGGCCCCGUGUCCUGUGGUGGCACUGGGUUUGAGCAGAGUGGGCCAGGUGCCCUGGGUUGCAGACUCAGUAGCGUUUUAGUCGUUUUAUGUUUCUUCGCAGUAGGCUUGGAAAGUUGGUGGGAGAGCAGGUGGCCAGAGUGGGCAGGCCACGGUCUCAGAAGCUGAGAUGACGCAGGAUCAGGGAAGGGGCUUCCUGGGGAUCCAGCCAUAGGAGCCAGGGCCUUCUGCCUGGAGAAGGAGCUGCGGCCUGCACAGAGUCACCCUGCAGGGGCCCACCUCUGUGGCCAUGGCUGGCAGGCUGCAGGCACCUCGAUGAUUUUUAACUUAGGGAGAAACACCAGAUUUCAGCUUUCUCAACCUUAGCUUGGGUAAGACUGUUUACAAAAAAAUAAUAACAUGCAAUUGAAAAAACUAUUUUUAAUUCAUGGGCUUGUGGGGAAGGACACCAAGAAUACCAUUGGUCUGCCGCAGCACAAGCGGCUAGAUGGAUGGGUGUUCCAGAAGGUUCCCUGAGGCUGGACUGACCUCUCCCCCAUGUGUGCUAGGGCCCUUAAGUUCAUCACACUUAGGGGUAAAUUAGGUUCUGUUUGUGACAGAAGAACCAAGACCAUGUUAAUGAUCAUAAUAAAAGCUUUCAGAUGCUAUUGGGAUGGGGUUGGGGAAGAAGCUGAUUUGCUCUUUUUGAGUUUGAUGUUGUACCUCAGAGGUGGUCUCAGGGCUGGGUGGGACCUGCCCUUAAGGGUCUUCCUGCCUCUGUGCCCAUGUUUUGCCUCUCUCUCCACUUCUGCCAGGGUCUGCACCCCUUUGGAUGAGGGGCAGCUGGGAAACUUGGGAUGCUCCUCGGGAAAGGGGAAGGGAGGCCGGGUUCCCUCACCCGUAGAAGCGGAUCAGCCUUCCUACUGGGCCGCAGGGGGAGUUGUGCCUUAAGAGACUUCAGGUUGUCCGACUUGAGUUGUUUCUGUCUUUAUUGGACUUGCCUGUCCCCCUUCCCUACCCUCCCCAUCUGCCCUGGGAAGGUGGCAGAGAUGGCGCUCCUGGCACGUGGCCCACACCUGCCUGCCCCCUCCCCAACAUACCUCAGGCAAUACAGGCUAGCCCAGGGGGUGGGGUGGGGUGGGGGUGGUUCCCAGCCAUUUUGGGGUCUGCUGCCAAAGGCAGAGGAAAGAAUUCAGGGAAGUAGAGGAAUUGUCACUCCCCCGCCCCAUUACCUGGGGUCACAUUUAUUCAAGGAUGAAUUGAAAAAGUGGCCAUGGAACAAAGAAUUCCUGCUCAGGCUUCAGGGCCCUGGGAUGGGGCUCCUUCCUCUUUCCUCUGUGUUUUCCCUGAGGACAGAGGCCACAGAGAGUUCAGGUAGUGGCAAUCACUUCCUUGCAAGGUGCAGUGUUAGGGCCCAGAGAUGCCUCAGGAACCCCAUUGCCCUGGGACAGGCCUCACUCACUCGGGGUACCCUGACUGAGAAAAGGUGCGAGGCCCCUUGUUGUGACUGGGUUGGCUCUGCCUUGAUCUUCCAGCUUGUGGGGCCAGGCCGAGGAGCCCAGCCUUUCCUGGGGCUGCUGAAGAUACCUGUCUUCCCUGGCCAGUACCUCAGGAAGGCAGUAAUGGGGAAGCCUGUAUCUCCUGUCCACUUUCCCAAGCUGCUUCCACCCAUGCCCCCAAGCUCAGGACAAAGAGGCGCCAGAGACUAUAUGGCCCCAGUGGGGAAACUGAGGCUGAGAGUGGGAAGGGGAGUGUAAAAGGUCACACAGUGAGUGGGCAGGGAGUUAGGGAGAGUCUGGGGCCUGGGGUGGGGCUCCUGCCUCUUAGAUCUUCUCUGAGGAUCAGGGUCCAUGGGUAGUUUAGACACAGGCUAUCAUUUCUCUGAAAGGUAUCUGGGAUGGGUUCCAGAGACAGCUCAGCCUCUCAUCCUGAGCUAGGCCAGACUUCAGGCACCCCGCCCUACCAUCAGACCCUGCCUGAAUUUUUGGCCCAGAAGAUUUAUCCCUAGGCAGCUCUUUCCUCUCAGGAUCUUCCAGAGGGACCUCAGCUCCUCUGGGCUCCUGGGUCUGGCCCUGGCUCUAACAUCUGACUGGCUUUCCCAGCCUUAGCCUUGGUGUUCUGGGGAUGCUAUUGGCAUGGCAGUGCUUAGUCCUCACCCAUCCAGCCCAGACUGCCAGGUGAGGGACAGAGGUGGCCCCAGUCUCUGGGUACUGGGUGGUGGCCUAUGCCCUGCUCUGCCCUUCCAGGCUUACAGGGCAAGCCUUCUACUUUCUGCAUCUUGAGCAGACCCAGGGCCCCAGGUCCCUGCCACUUCAGUGGCCUGGUGCGUUUGCCUCUCAGUUCUGUCCUCCCGUGCCCACAUCCACCAGAAUGACCUAGCCCCAGAGCUUGAGGGAGGGCAGCCUGGGCUGCCUUUCAUCUCUCGCCAAAGGCUGGCACAUACUGCGUUUUCAAAUUCUUCUGUCCUCUUUUUCCCCCCACCGUAUUUAUUUAUUUAUUUAUUUAUUGCUUGUGCUAAAGACCAAAAUAGCUCCCCUUUUAGUGCACUUGAUGUGUGAGGACAGCUAUGAGGAGCCUCGAGGGCAUGCAGGAGUGAGGGAGACUUGGUCCCUGGGGCGAGUGUGGAGAGGGGAGGGGUGUGCACACACGUGUGCAUAUGUGUGUGUGUGCAGGUGUGCACACAUGACUCCCCACAUAGGUGACACUGAAUUGAUAAUGUGGAUACUUGAUAUGUCCAGAUGUGUGUCUACCCACUGGUGUGUGUGUGUGUGCAUGUGUGUGUGCACGUGCGUGUGUGCUCAUUUUCUCCUGGGGGCUUGAUUUAACACUCACCAGGCCAGGGUUGGGUGCACACUGGUCAGAUUGGGCGCUGACUUCAGACUUUGGCACUGCCUAACCUGAGAGCUCCCAGUCCUCUGCCCUGAUCAGUCAGUGCCAGUGUGAGGCAUGGAAGGUGAGCAUCUACACCUGGAUCAUGUGCUGGAGGCCAUGGCGUGUCCUUCUGUGUGGACACAUGUGUAUGUGAGUAUGUGGAUGUGUGUGGUCUUGGGGUGUGUGUGCAUGUGUCAGUGGGGCGGUGUGUCUGUGCUGCUCAGAGCACGGCAGCUGCCUCCCAACCUCUGCUGGUGCUGUGCCGCCCAGUCCCUGCCCACCCAAGGGGCCUGGGGUGGGGCGGAAGGAGCCACCUUUGGGAGGCCCCUGUGUGGGGUGUCUGCCCUGUGUGAGGUCAUAGAAUGUCAAAUCUAUUUUAAAUGGUGAAACUGGAGAAUUUUCAUGUUAUUUUCAAAACAUAGCGGUAUCUAAAGACGUAGACAAUGACACUAGAUCACAUUAAAUGCAUUUUGAUCUCUUUGAGUGCCA